Molecule: messenger RNA, 2427 nt
Organism: Cuscuta epithymum
Lineage: Eukaryota; Viridiplantae; Streptophyta; Magnoliopsida; Solanales; Convolvulaceae
Source: the annotation of a GenBank genome assembly
UUAUAGACAUAACUUAAGAUUUUUUAUUAAACGAAAAAAUAAUAAACAGACUGUGAUACAUAAGGUAUGAAGAAGAGAUCACUGAUGUUCACCGUAAAUGCUCAUUUAGUGAAUCCGCGAUUUUCACAAAAAUUACAGGUUUGUCACCAACUGUACAGUGAUCACUAUAUAACUAGCUGUACGUACAAUAUACAAAUCUCCUGUUAUUUUCACAAAAUUACAAGUUUGCCACCGACUGUCCAUUGGUCACUAUACCGCCAGCCGUACAAGUUUGAUUAAAUUUGCCUCGUCUUGUGCGCUAUAAAUAGUAGACAUCUGUCUAAUUCAGAAGAGAGCAUUACUCAAGCAAGAUUCCUCUGUAUCAUCAUCAUUCUUAGUGGUCAACGAAUGGGUAGUAACAGUCAGCAACUUCACUUUUUCUUCCUUCCUGGAAUGGCUCACGGCCACAUGAUUCCAACUCUGGACAUGGCCAAGCUCUUCGCUUCCCGUGGCGUCACCGCCACCAUAAUCACCACCCCUCUCAACGAACCCGUCUUCUCCUCUGCCGUUCGUAAAUACGCAGAAUUGGGGUUCCAAAUCCAGAUCAGAUUGGUCGAGUUCCCCGGCGUCCAGCUUGGAUUACCGGAAAAUUGCCAGCGUCUCGACCAGCUCCCCUCCCGCGACGCAGUUCCCACUUUCAUGAAGGCCUGCAACCUGCUCCAACAACCCUUGGAGGCACUCCUCGAAGAGCUCCGCCCUGACUGUCUCAUCGCCGAUAUGUUCUUCCCUUGGGCGACGGCGGCCGCCGCCAAGUUCGGUAUUCCGAGGUUGGUCUUUCACGGAACGAACUGUGUUUCCCUGUGUGCCUCGCACAGUCUGAUGGCUCACAAACCUUACGAAAACGUCUCAUCUGAUUCAGAGCCCUUCACAAUUCCGAAUCUCCCCCACCAAAUCAAGCUCACCAAAUUGCAAGUUCCGGAGCAUCAACGCGGCGGCGGAGAAAACCCCAUGACGGCGUUCAUGAAUCAAGUAAGGUAUGCGGAUGAAACAAGUUACGGCGUGAUCUUUAACAGCUUCUAUGAGCUGGAACCCGAAUUUGCAGAGUACUACAGGAAGGUUCUUGGUAGAAAGUCAUGGAUGGUGGGCCCGUUUUCCCUUCUAAACAGGGACAUGGAGGAUAAAUCUCUGAGAGGGAAGAAAUCCUCAAUCGGAGAAACAGAGUGUAUGGACUGGCUGGAUUCCAAGAAACCCAACUCCGUCCUCUACGUCUGUUUCGGAAGCAUGGCCAACUUCGCCGCCUCGCAGCUCACAGAAAUGGCGAUGGGGAUAGAAAAUUCAGGGCAGGAUUUCAUUUGGGUGAUAAGAAACAAGAGAGAAGAAGACAACGGAAAAGAAGAAUGGAUGCCGGCAGGGUUUGAGCAGAGAACGGAAGGCAGAGGGCUGAUCAUAAGAGGCUGGGCCCCACAAGUGCUGAUUCUUGAGAACCCGGCCGUGGGCGCGUUCGUGACUCACUGCGGCUGGAACUCGACGCUGGAGGGGAUCUGCGCCGGGGUGCCCAUGGUGACUUGGCCGGUCUUCGCCGAGCAGUUCAUCAACGAGAAGCUGGUGACGGAUGUUCUGAGGAUCGGAGUUGGGGUUGGGUCGAAGGAAUGGAAAGCGACGGAGAGCGAUGGGGUGGAGAAGGAAGCGAUUACAGAGGCGAUCAAUAAAGUGAUGGUGGGGGGAGAGUCAGAAGAGAUGAGGAACAGAGCAGCAGCGUUGAAAGAUAGCGCAAGGAAGGCCAUCGAGAAGGGUGGUUCUUCUUACUCGGAUUUGACUUAUUUGCUGGAUGAACUCAGAACAAACCGUACAAAACAGUGAGUGGACAAUGAGUCAUCUACAGUUUAUUUUCAACUUCAAACAGGGUGGAGUGUGGGGACAGGGAGGUUCUAGCCUUCUAGAGGGCUCCUCUGAAAAAAUGUGUAAAUAAAUUUCAACUUUGUUUUUAUUCACUCCCUAUUAAAACUUUCAUUUUUCCGUUUUCGCAAAGAAUUUGUGGUUCACUACGAUUCUUACACAUUUCUCUCUUCUCAGAACAACUCUCCACCGUGUUGAAGAGUUUUGUAUACCCAGCCGUUUUGGAAGUUUUAUUAGGGACGUAGGGAGUAUUUUUUAUUGAGUAUUUAUGUGUAAAUAGCUUUAAUAUAUUACCUAUGUUCUAGUUCGUAUACCGUGGGAUCAUCCCACGGUGAGCAUCAUUCCCCACGUCCAAAACGACGUAGUUUUAAUCAAUUUCAAUUUUUUUUGCGUGAAUAGUACAAACGUGAACAGUACACGCAUGUACAUUUUCUAAAAUCUUGUUUUAGUAGCAGAAUGAUGUAAUUCACGUCUAAAUAAAUGUAACUCACGUUAUUGAUGAAUGUAACUCAAGUCUAGUUGAAAUGUGACUUGUUCAAUACAUAAUAUUCC